AUGUUCCAAUGUCCAAAAUGCCAAAGGACCUUCGCGGUGAGGAAAAGUUUGUUGAGACACUGUAGAGCGAGGUGCAGCCAGGAUGAGGAGCCCGCAUCCAAGCGUCCAUGUAAUGCAACCGCUCCACGCGCACUGCAGACAACUAGCAUCACCCAGACCACCACAGGACUCAAUACCAGACGACUGGAUCCUUCAACAGCCAACGUUGCAAUACCGGGACCGAGUCGAAUGAGUCCAACCACCAGUAACGACUCACAGACGAGUGCGGAAAGCAGAACAAUUCGCUGUGAUAGUUGCAACUGUGAGGUACCGAGGAAUGCACAUGCAGCACAUCUGAAAAGCAUCAAACAUAAGGCACAUCUAUGGACACCUUUACACAAUAAUGUGUCAGUAUGUCGAAGUGCAUUUCGGGGUAGAAUAGUCAGUUAUCAAAUAACCGCCAGUAUAGACACGUUGAACGUUACUGAAUAUAUGAAUAAUCUUGAACAUGACUCCAUAAACGUGAUUGAAAAUGAAUUGCAUAAGCAAACAACGCUCAAAAUAAAUAUGGAACUUUUUGGUUUAUAUAUCUUACCAGCUAAAAGCCGACGAGAGGUGAAGUCCCACAAUACAAACAAUGUAAUCAUAACACAAUCAUCAAAUUUAAAAGCAAUCUAUCAUGAUUUGGAAAGUAAAAUAGAGCAAAAAUCUGAAGAUUUUGCAGAAAAAGACUCAGGGUGGGUGUUAGAAAAGACUUUAUAUUUAGAAAUUAAUAUUAAUAAAUAUAAUCCUUUGAGAGCAGCAUCAUAUUUGCCGCUUCCAAAGGAAAUUAGGAACAAAAAAGCAGUACUCAAUAUACGUAAUAACGAUGAGUACUGCUUUGCAUGGUCAAUUGUAGCUGGUAUGGUAAAACCAAAAGGUCGAUCAUCACUAACAACGUCAUAUCUACAUUUUUCGAAUGUUCCGGGCUUAAACUUUGCUGGAAUGACAUUUCCAGUCGCUCUCAAGUCAAUAUCAGAAUGUGAAAGCGUGAAUAACAUAUCAAGCAACGUUUAUGGAUUAGAAAAGGAAUUCAUUGAUGGGAAGCCUAAAUAUCAGGUGCUGGGACCGUUACACUACACCGCGCAAAAACAACAUACUCAUCUAAACUUAUUACUUAUUGAUGAUUCAGAAGGAAACCAUCAUUACUGCUUAAUUACCAACUUUUCAAGACUGUUUCAAGUCAGUUGUCGCGGAAUACGAGAGUAA
This is a messenger RNA of Acanthoscelides obtectus, 1227 nucleotides long. The record is from the annotation of a GenBank genome assembly. NCBI's taxonomy places the organism in Eukaryota, Metazoa, Arthropoda, Insecta, Coleoptera, Chrysomelidae.